GGCUAUUCCUCAAUAAAAGAAGAACAGAUCUAGUUAGCGCGCAGUUACCAACGGAAAUCCAAGCAGGCUUUGUCGACGUGGAGCAGCGAGCUAUCAGAGAAAAUGAGGGAAAUUGUGCAUCUCCAGGCCGGCCAGUGUGGAAACCAGAUUGGUGCAAAGUUCUGGGAAGUUAUCAGUGACGAGCAUGGUAUUGACCCAACUGGUACUUAUCAUGGAGACAGUGACCUGCAGUUGGACAGGAUCAAUGUCUACUACAAUGAAGCCUCUGGUGGAAAGUAUGUUCCCCGAGCAGUGCUGGUGGAUCUGGAGCCUGGAACCAUGGACUCUGUGAGAUCUGGACCAUUCGGGCAGGUCUUCAGGCCUGACAAUUUUGUUUUUGGUCAAAGUGGUGCUGGGAACAACUGGGCCAAGGGCCACUACACUGAAGGUGCAGAGCUGGUGGACUCUGUCCUUGAUGUGGUCAGGAAAGAGGCUGAAAGCUGUGACUGUCUACAAGGAUUCCAGCUCACGCACUCCCUCGGUGGCGGUACCGGCUCUGGUAUGGGUACCCUCUUGAUCAGCAAGAUUCGUGAAGAGUACCCUGACCGCAUCAUGAACACCUUCAGUGUAGUUCCGUCUCCCAAAGUGUCCGACACUGUUGUUGAGCCCUACAAUGCCACAUUAUCAGUCCAUCAGCUUGUGGAGAACACAGAUGAGACGUAUUGCAUUGACAAUGAGGCUCUUUAUGACAUCUGUUUCCGCACACUCAAACUCACAACCCCCUCAUAUGGUGACCUUAACCAUUUGGUUUCUGCCACAAUGAGUGGAGUCACAACCUGCUUGAGAUUCCCUGGGCAGCUCAACGCUGACCUGCGUAAGCUGGCUGUUAAUAUGGUGCCAUUCCCACGUCUGCACUUCUUCAUGCCAGGCUUUGCUCCCCUUACCAGCAGAGGUAGUCAGCAGUACAGAUCCCUCACAGUACCUGAGCUGACCCAGCAGAUGUUUGAUGCCAAGAACAUGAUGGCUGCCUGUGAUCCACGUCACGGCCGCUACCUGACAGUGGCUGCCAUCUUCCGUGGCCGCAUGUCCAUGAAGGAAGUGGAUGAGCAGAUGCUUAAUGUGCAGAAUAAGAACAGCAGCUACUUUGUUGAAUGGAUUCCAAACAAUGUCAAGACUGCAGUCUGUGACAUUCCUCCUCGUGGGCUCAAGAUGGCUGCCACAUUCAUUGGCAAUAGCACAGCCAUUCAGGAGCUGUUCAAGCGCAUUUCUGAACAGUUCACAGCUAUGUUCAGGCGCAAAGCUUUCCUCCACUGGUACACCGGUGAGGGUAUGGAUGAGAUGGAGUUCACUGAAGCAGAGAGCAACAUGAAUGAUCUGGUGUCUGAGUACCAGCAGUACCAGGAUGCCACUGCUGAGGAGGAGGGAGAGUUUGAGGAGGAGGUUGAUGAUGAUCUGGCCUAAAUUUUCCUGUCAAUGUUUUUCUGUUCUGUUGUGACCUGUCUUUUUCAGUGUUCUAAAUAAAUACAUUCACAAAGAAACAAA
Molecule: messenger RNA, 1521 nt
Organism: Cyprinodon tularosa
Lineage: Eukaryota; Metazoa; Chordata; Actinopteri; Cyprinodontiformes; Cyprinodontidae
Product: tubulin beta-1 chain
Exons: 4
Coding region: 103-1440 (445 amino acids)
Biological process (GO): mitotic cell cycle; microtubule cytoskeleton organization
Cellular component (GO): microtubule; cytoplasm
Molecular function (GO): structural constituent of cytoskeleton; GTP binding; GTPase activity
Source: RefSeq, a predicted model, not a curated record